Rhizophagus irregularis DAOM 181602=DAOM 197198 is the source of this 1225-nucleotide messenger RNA. RefSeq lists its product as uncharacterized. Lineage: Eukaryota; Fungi; Glomeromycota; Glomeromycetes; Glomerales; Glomeraceae. The record is from RefSeq and is a predicted model, not a curated record. Gene Ontology annotation, cellular component: intracellular anatomical structure.
UUAAAUUAUUUUAAAUAAUAAAAUAGGUAGAAAAUGGGAGUUCUUAUUUGUAGGUUACUGUGCAUAGGGGGCCCGCAAAAAUACGGUAAAUGUAAUACGUAGCACAGCCGACCGCAGAAUGCAUUAGAACAACCGCAGUUAUAAAAGAUAUAAAUGGGUUAGGUUUACCGCAUAAAUCGUUCACGGCGUCAAACUAAUAAUAAAACUAUAUUAUGCAUUUUAGCCCUUAUUUAGAGUAGAUAAAAAAAGAAUAUGAUGACUAAAGAACAACGAAUCGAAAGAUCGAAACCCGGUCACCUUAAAAGUCAGACCACUUUCUAUUUAACCGAUAUAAUUUCGUUUUAAUUGAAACACUAAAUUUCAAUUUCUAUAUAAAAAAAGCUGUUAUACCUGUUAUAAUUAAUUAAUCAUGAAACGAAAUUGGAUUUUAGUAGUCAUUUUAUCGGUUAUGCUUUCGAUGGUUCAUGCUAUACCAUUCCAUAUUCAUAAACGGGCGCAAACUAUUUCUUCACAACAAUUAAUCGAAAAGCUUCACUUGACUCCAAAUCCUGAAGGAGGGUAUUUCGUAGAAUUUUAUCGAGACAAAUCAGUAAUUAAAAAAGUCGGCUUACCAGAUAAUUUUGAUGGUGAUAGAAGUUUUUCAACUGCAAUAUAUUACUUGCUCAAAGGAAAAGAAUUCUCUUCCUUUCAUAGAUUGAGGUCAGAUGAAGGCUGGCAUUAUUAUACUGGUAAUACCGGUGUUAAAAUUUAUGAAAUUAGACCGGAUGGAGAACUUGUUGUUCACAACCUAGGAAACGAUUUAGUUAAUGGAGAAAUUUUUGCUGUUGUCAUUGAAAAAGGAUCCUGGUACGGUGCAGAACUUAGCGAUCAAAGCAAUGAUAACUUUUCAUUGGUUGGAUGUACUGUGGCUCCGGGAUUUGAAAAUGCUGAUUUUGAAAUGGCUAAACUUGAAUCUCUAUCAAAGCAAUUUCCUCAGCACGCAGAAAUUAUAAAAAAAUUAACUCGCGAAUAAGUUAGAUAUGUCACUAUUCUUGAACUUUAUUUAAAUCGCCCCUCUACUCUUAUUGAUGACGCAAGUGAAAAUAACUAGUUUUAAUAUAAUUUAAUAAAUUUCUAAAAUUUUAAUAUUAAUGUAUCGACGUUAUAUUUUCUGUGCCAAUAGUAUAUUUUAAACGUAAUUGAGAAUAUUAAAUAAAUAACAAUGAAUAUUUGAUCUAUGGUAAUC